Thalassophryne amazonica is the source of this 1138-nucleotide messenger RNA. Its product is annotated as interleukin-17F-like. NCBI's taxonomy places the organism in Eukaryota, Metazoa, Chordata, Actinopteri, Batrachoidiformes, Batrachoididae. Gene Ontology annotation, cellular component: extracellular region. The coding region runs from base 362 to 721 and encodes 119 amino acids. The record is from RefSeq and is a predicted model, not a curated record. Gene Ontology annotation, molecular function: cytokine activity. The transcript is spliced from 3 exons.
GUACACAUGAGCAAGGCACUGAACCUCGUGCCUGCAGGUCGGUCAGGUGCAGCUGUGGAGGUUUGGAAUGCAGAGGUGUGAGGAAAGUGUUUGUUGGUGUCAAAUUCUCCACUACAGACACAAUAAAGGCACCAUGAAGAAGUCCCUGGAUGACAUCACCUCUGGCUCUGACCCACGAUGUCCGCUUCUGAUGGAUUUUCCUCCAUGCAAAUUCAUGCUUUCAUCAGAGGAAUCCCAUCAUAAAAGGAGCCCCGGUGUGCUGAGGGAGAGUAAACACCAUCAGCUGUGACAAAGGUGACACACCACAUUUCAUCAAGCAGCUGAAGAAGACUGGCUCCUGUCUCCAUCAUUUGUCCUCAGCAUGAACUCUGCUCCUCUGCUGUUGUUGCUGUGGCUGAUGGGAACUGUUUUGAGCAGUUUCACCCCCACGCCAGCACCAUGUCAGUGUACAACAGGACACAGAAAUUGCAGACGUGUGCAUGUCUCACUCGUGAAUGACCUUCAGAAAACAUCGGUUGCUCCCUGGGAUGAGAAAUUAGACCAUGAUGAGAACAGAUUUCCUCAAAUCAUCAAGAUAGCCAAAUGCAGAAAUUGCACUUUGCCUGACAUGAUCGCCAAACCUAUCUACAUCGAGUAUUAUGUUCAGAAGAAGACACAUCAAGAUGAGUGGUACCGCGCUCCUUACCUGAUGCCUGUCGGCUGCACGUGUGUCAGAAAAUGAGACAAAAACCCCAACACUCAGCAUCCAUUAUGAUUAAGUGAACUAAAGGUAUAAAUUAACAAUAAUGACAAAAGUGAACUGGAGUUCUGAAUAUGAGGAUGUUUUCAGGCACUGUAAAUAUAAUCAUAAUCGCCCAAAUGUAAGAUGAUGGUCAUGAUGAUUUAUCUCCAAAAUAUAUCUGGAAUAUAUGUCAGGUGUCUUAUAAUCAGGCAUGUCUUAUAUUCAUGUUAUGGAUUGUAAAUGGAACCCAAAUGUGAAGACAAGGUCACUUCAAAGGAUGAGGUAAAAAUUCAGUGGAUUAAUAGGGCAAGUCCAACAGAAAACUAUACAAUAGUUUAAUCCAAAAUCAUAUCACUGUCCUGAAUUAAAGAGUAUUUUUACAACAGGAGGAGUGAAGCAGACAGGAGAAAGGCUACA